AUGGAUAUCAGCGAAAUGUCAGCUGCAAAUCAAACACGCUGGUUGAAUGAAGGGUUUAUGUUUCCGACGUCGCUCAGGAUGAGCGACCUCCGCUCGUUUAUCUCGGAUACGGACCGCAUGGGCUCCUUUUGCUUCAUGUGCUUCAUGUGCUUCAUUUUGAUGCUUCUCAUGUACAUGGUUCUCGCUUCCAUGUAUGACUGCGGCUAUGCAUUGAGGAGGCGGUUGGAGAAGGAGAACGCCGCAGCCGUUGCUUGCCAGACGCCAAUAUGGCUUUCAAUCUACGACUAUCAUACAAAAUUAACCCCAUCCCAGCAGAAUGCAUACUUAGAGUAUUCCCAGCGUAUGUUCGAGCAAGAGCGCCACCGCCUGGAAUCCGAAAAGGAGCUCUCCCGCACAAAAGAGGAAGCCCGCGAAAAGGCGCAUCAGGAACUGGAUUGGCUAAAACGCAUCACCACAUGGACAUGCACAAAGGCCCGGUAUGUCAAAUGGUCGCGCAGGCUACAGCGAUCAAUAAGCUCUGCAGAUAUGGUCUAA
This is a messenger RNA of Eremothecium gossypii ATCC 10895, 534 nucleotides long. RefSeq lists its product as uncharacterized. The transcript has a single exon. NCBI's taxonomy places the organism in Eukaryota, Fungi, Ascomycota, Saccharomycetes, Saccharomycetales, Saccharomycetaceae. The record is from RefSeq and is marked provisional. The coding region runs from base 1 to 534 and encodes 177 amino acids.